AUGCCUGACUUUCAGGUUGUCGAAGAUGUCUGGCAUGAGAUAUGCGAGUAUCUCGAGACCAGAGACCUUUUCAACAUUUGCUUGACAUCCCGCACUAUCAAUCAUGUUGGCACUCGCUAUCUCUAUCGAAAGAUCAAGUGGAAUUGGAAGGGAAAGAAGUCUCGAUACCGAAUUAUGUCGCUGUGGACAGCCCUUGUCCAAGACAAGGACAAACGCAGCCGCCUGUGUGGCUUUGUCCGGGAGGUGCAUUUACUGGGGAGCACUCCUCCUAAGGAUACUCGGAUGGUUGAAUGCCCCGAGAUCCACGAGAGUAACCCUAGCUCACUUUCUAUCAUCAGAAGUGAUAAGGUGCCCUUUUACCAGGAGAUCGACUAUCUCCGAGAUGUUGUGAGUAGCGUCGUUGAAAGUCCGAAGGGCCGUUUAGCAUGGUUCGAGUCCAUUGCAGCGCGAAACGUCUAUGCCUUGGUGGCCCUCCUCCUACCUCUACUCCAUAACCUGAGGUCUCUCAAGCUCGAUUACACCUUCGCUGUCAAUGGCGGAUAUCCUGGACAAAUGAUUGAAUCCCUUACCUCUGGUAAAGAGAUACAUUCCGCAGAGUUGCAGAAUAACUUUGAGCACCUCGAAGUCUUCGAUUAUGGAACGAAUGCACUGCACAACAAUCUGCCGCAUUCAUGCGAUAAUACAUAUAUUCGGAUGCGUUAUUCAUCACAAUUGAUCCCGAUAUUCCAGUUACAGCAGGUCAAGCACCUUAAGGUCUGGCUACGUAGCCGGCAUGGCCUUCUUCUCGCGCGGAUUCCAGAUGUUCAGAUGGAUCACUGGGCACUAGAAACCCUUGUUUUAGACCAUAUUUCAGUAAUGGACUGCGCGCUAUUCAAGAUCUUCAAAAGAACGAACAAGCUUCGCAGCCUUCACCUUGGUAUGAACGCCGAAGAGAAAGAUUUCUGCAAAUACAUUUGGAAUGGACUGAGAGCUUUGUGUGGUUGUCUGGAGCACCUCUCGAUCAGUUUCUCUAUCACACCAAGAAGUCGGGAGUAUCACAUUGACACCAUAAUGUGGGGCCCCCUUUUCAGACAUAUGACGGCUGGAUUCUUUCAGGAUUUUACUCGGUUCAAGACACUUGAAUUGCCGAUCCAGAUGCUUAAUGGAUUCAGGGAUAUAAUGGAGGUUGGUAUACAGCAAGAUUUGCCAGUAACACUGGAAAAGCUUGGCCUGCGGUGGGACUUCCGUGACGUGGAAAGCUACGAUGUGCCGACAGCUACAGUGCGCAUUCUCUUGGUGUUGACGGAAUUCCUUCGGUUGCCGGACCGUCAUCAACGGGUGCCUCUAUUGCAGGAGGUGAUUAUCCGUCUAUUUAUCGGCGAGGGUGGGCUUAGUAGGACAGUGGUAGAUUGUGACGAUCUGAUUGAGCAAUUCAACAUGACUGUGGACGAACGGACCUUGAUGCUCAACGACGUAUCACUGAACAUACGCGGGAUUUUGCCAAACCAUCGACGACGAUCCCACCCAAGCUCAACUCAUUUCUCUCUCUUGUUACCAGACCGCCAGACAUAA
This is a messenger RNA of Aspergillus welwitschiae, 1551 nucleotides long. RefSeq lists its product as uncharacterized. The record is from RefSeq and is a predicted model, not a curated record. Gene Ontology annotation, molecular function: protein binding. Lineage: Eukaryota; Fungi; Ascomycota; Eurotiomycetes; Eurotiales; Aspergillaceae. The transcript is spliced from 3 exons. The coding region runs from base 1 to 1551 and encodes 516 amino acids.